GUCCUAGAGUCAGCCACCUUGAGCGGUCGCACCCCGCCAUGCCCAAGCCGCCUUACGGUCGCUGCCACAGCUGAUAACGUGCUCUUAAGUGGUUCCUGGCCCCCUCUCGAUAGGCUGGCGUGGCGGGCGUCGAGCUGCGAGUGCCAUGGUCGGUGAGUGAGGGGGAGCCGUGGCGCGCGCCCUCCUACAGCCCUGACCGCCCUCACCGCCCUCCCUCCAGCCACCGCCACCACUCCACCGCCGCCACCACCAUCACCGCCGCCAUGAGGACCUCCGGCUGGCCCCUGGCGCGCCUCACCCUCCACCUCCUGGUGUUGCUAGCCCGUUCCUACUGUUCUCUCGCCGAUGAGCCCACCUAUCGGCCAGCUGUUGCGGAAGCGUUCAAGACGAUGACGGAUGGCAAUAUAUCCGCCAUCUUGGAUUCUUUACAAACAGGCUACGAUAAGAGAAUAAGACCUAAAUAUGGAGGUUCUCCAGUGAUUGUCGGGGUUACGAUGCACAUUCUCAGUAUCAGCUCAGUUUCUGAAGUACUGAUGGACUUUACUCUCGACUUUUAUUUCCGCCAACACUGGACCGACCCCCGGCUGUCCUUCCCCGACCGUGGGGGUCUGGACGAACUGACGGUCGGGUCGGAGUACCUGAAGAAAAUUUGGGUUCCAGACACCUUUUUUGCCAAUGAGAAGAAGUCCUAUUUUCACACGGCCACGACCUCUAAUGAGAUGCUCAGAAUCACCAACCAGGGCAAAGUGUUACGGAGCAUCAGACUGACCAUCACUGCCUCCUGUCCAAUGAACCUCCAGUAUUUCCCGAUGGAUCGCCAGCUUUGUAUCAUCGAGAUCGAAAGCUUCGGCUACAGCAUGGACCAUAUUCGACUGUCGUGGCAUGCGGGGGACAAAUCUGUGGUUAUAGAGUCUGAUGUAUCGCUGCCACAGUUUCGAGUUUUGGGCUACAACAGGAAAACCAUUAUCUCAUCAACGUCGACAGGGAACUACUCGCGUCUUCUGUGCGAGAUCAUGUUCGUGAGGUCAAUGGGAUACUACUUGAUUCAGAUUUAUAUUCCUUCCUCGCUCAUCGUGGUCAUAUCGUGGGUCUCAUUCUGGCUCAAUCGCUCAGCCACUCCCGCGAGAGUAUCCUUGGGAGUGACCACCGUGCUCACUAUGACCACCCUCAUGUCCUCCACCAACGCCGCCCUACCCAAGAUAUCGUACGUGAAGUCAAUCGAUGUCUACCUGGGCACCUGUUUCGUCAUGGUGUUCGCCUCGCUUCUAGAGUACGCCGCCGUGGGCUACAUGGGGAAGAGGAUUCAGAUGAGGAGGACCCGAGUGUUGGCCAUUCAGAAGUUGGCGGAGCAACGGAAACAGCAGGUGGAUCAUUCGCACACUUCACACGACCAUCCUGACCACGCCCCCAAGACAACAGAGGUCCGCUACAAACUACACGAUCCCAAAACCCACUCGAAGGGCGGCACCCUCGAGAACACUUGGAAAAACCAAGGAUUUGACCAGGAGGUCCGCUACAAACUACACGAUCCCAAAACCCACUCGAAGGGCGGCACCCUCGAGAACACCAUUAACGGGCGUGCAGACGAGGAGGCACCCCCGCCCCUCGCCAACCUCCUGCCUCACAAGGACAUCAACAAGGGUCUCAACAAGCUGUAUGGUUGCUCACCGUCUGACAUCGACAAAUACUCGCGGAUCGUGUUCCCUGUUUGUUUCGUCUGUUUCAAUCUCAUGUACUGGAUCAUCUACCUGCAUAUCUCCGACGAUUCCACAGAAGAUCUCAUCCUCCACAGCAACGAGUGAGGUGCCGCGAGGAGCGAUACUAGAAGGAAACUGCUAAUAGUAAUUGUACAAAAAAAUAAAAUAAAAAAAGAAAGAGGGCUAAAAAAAAAAAGUUAAUGUAUAUGUCUCAAAUUAACUGGAAAACUGAAUUGGCUGGUAUCUUAAGGCAUCGCUCACAUAAAGGUCGUUCCAUGAUUGUGUCAUUUCGCUACGUUCGUCUUUCCUUGUGAUUCGUGUCAUGUUUCAAAAAAAGAAAAAAAAAGAACAGCACAUUCGAGCCGGGAUUGUUUGACUGCUUUUAUUAUUACUACCAUUGUACUACUGUACUUACUUUACCAUUGUUUAUAGUCAUUAUUACUACUACGUACUAUUGAUGGAUACGUUUACGAUGGAUAAGUUUCGCUCAGAGUCAGAUUAUUAGCAUCUUUUGGAUUGAUCGUAAGGAAUAGUUUGUAAUGGCUGAGAUAACAGCAUUUACAUUACUAUGACUUGUCUCAGGUUACGGUAAUUCUCAUGUAACUGUAUAACUAUAAUGCAGUGAUAAUCAUAACUACAAUUACCCCACUUCCUCUCUUCAAUCUUUUGGUUUUCAAUCUCAUCCGUUUUCCCCUCUUCUCUCGCUCUGUCUCUCGUGCUAUCCAUCUGUCUCCCUUCCUCCUCCUCCUCGUUCUCCCCCUUCUCCGCCUCAUAGCCUUGUGCCUUGAGUUCAUUGGAGAGAAAUAUAUCUCUCGUCGCCACGCUUAAACUCGCUUCCUUCCACAUCUGAGAACUCAAGGGCCACGGCUCGGACAAGGGCGGCUCACACUCUAGAAAAGAUAAUGAGAAAGCUUGGCGCCACGCGAGGCCCGCCGCGGUGUGGAGAAGAGAGGAGCUGGGUGGUGGCGGGAGGGGGGAGGGAGGGAAGGGAGGGAAUCGCUGAAGGGAGGAACACCGCGCCGGGCCGAGUAGCGCGAGCUGGUGGGGUGAUGGAGUGCUAGACCAUCACGCCACGCCAGUUGGAAGUAUUUAGGUAGUGCGCGUCUGCAGCUGCGUUUCUACUCUGAGAACUAACUUUGUACUAGACUAUCAAUAGCCCCUCGUCAUCGUUCUUACGGUAGGACCUUUGUUGAUCCCUCUAGGCUAUGCUGUGUUCGUUUCCUCCUCCUCCUCCUCCUCCUCCUCCUCCUCCUCCUCCUCCUCCAGCAUACCCCCCUGUCGCCCCCUCCAUCCCCUUCUCCUCUUCGCCCUCCCCUCACCAGUUUUUUUUUUUUUUUUUUUUCCAAGAAGCUUUCCUGUACAAAGGCCACCCACCAAUCUGCUCACCACACAACCGUUGCUGUUUUCAUGCUAACACGAGUGACAUGUCUUUCAAGAAGUCUGUUUUCCCCGGCGGACCCACAGCCGGGUUGACUACUGCAGUUAGCGGAGUUGCCUGUCGGGACUCUUUGUUUAUAUGCACACCACAUCCCCCACGACGGUGGUUUUUCAGUUGUAGGCCCAAAGAGAAUUCUUGGCGGGAUCUCUUUGAUGUGAUAAGUAGAUUUCUGAGUUUCAUGACCUAUUACGGGAUGUUCACGAUUACUGGGUACUGCGAGGCUAUCACGGGACAGACGUGUCAUUACCAGAGAGCUACUAAUACUGAGGAAAUGUAUAAUAUAUAAAUAGAUAUACCUAUAAAUACUAUAUGACUUUUGUACGAAACUGACGGGGCCGCGGCGGAGUCGAUAGGCUGGGCGCCAGGACGUGUCGAAGUGCUAAUUGUGAUAAACUUGACAGUGAGGGCGAGUGUUGGAAACCCGCCCCACCAAGACUGCCUCUCGCAGCUCCCCGCUUGCCUCCCAGUGCCCGCUUGCCCCUGAGGCACUGCUUGAAAGCGGUACCCCCCUCCUGCUGUUGGCGGCACCCUCACCCUCACCCUACCUCCCAAUCCCCACGCUCCUUCCCCCCCACUCCCCGCUACGGUGGUGUGUGUCACCCUCACAUCUGACCAGUCUUGUGAUACGUCGACAGCCUCAGGACGCUGAAGUGUGUGUACAGUGAAGCGCAUUGUGUUGAAUCCCUCAUUUAAUAGUGCCUCUAGGCGUCGACGACCACCACCACCACCACAACCACCACCUCCAGAACAACUAUAACAUCGUCACCGCCGCCGCCGCCGCCGCCGCCGCCGCCGCUGCCACCGCUGCCAUCAUCAUCAUCAGUAACAACAGUCAAGAGUCAUGCACCCUGGAGCCCAUCUCCCCACACGCGGCACACACACGCGCCAUACAGCCACUAUCGCAGCGUGUCGUUGCCCUAGAUUUAUAUACAGAAGAGGAAACAGAAUAAUGUAUUAACGCGCCCUGCACCACCACCCCCCCUGCAGCCCCCGUCCCCUGCCGCUGUAGACCCCCUUUUCCUGGAGUAAGAGUUCGUUACGCCUUAACUUUUGUACACUGCGCAAGCCGGGAGGGGGCGGGAGGGGAUGGCGGGCCCGGGAGAUGGUGCAGGCCGCCUCAGAGCAACAGUGGCUUGAUGUGUUAAACGCCUCAAGCAUCUAUGUUCAUCGCUUUGUACCGCUUGAAGAUAUAUAGCAUACGCUAAUGGUAAUAACUAGAGUACUUUGCGUUACUGGUCAAUGAGUAACUCAAUAACUUGGGGCGGAAAGUUCGGGAUAUACGCGGUCGCUUUUAUCUACAUGUCUUCGCUGCCUGACGCUGACCGCACCAAACUAGGCAACACCACCUCAAAAAAAUACGAAAUAAUGUAACAACUAACGUCAAUUUUGCCAUUUUCCCUAUAACAAAU
Molecule: messenger RNA, 4544 nt
Organism: Scylla paramamosain (green mud crab)
Lineage: Eukaryota; Metazoa; Arthropoda; Malacostraca; Decapoda; Portunidae
Gene: Rdl
Product: gamma-aminobutyric acid receptor subunit beta-like
Biological process (GO): chloride transmembrane transport; chemical synaptic transmission; signal transduction
Cellular component (GO): plasma membrane; neuron projection; GABA-A receptor complex
Molecular function (GO): chloride channel activity; GABA-A receptor activity; neurotransmitter receptor activity
Source: RefSeq, a predicted model, not a curated record